GGCGGCGGCGCGCCCCGGCAUGGGCAGCCGCGGGGCCCGGCGAUGAGCGCUCCCCCGGCCGCGACCCCCCGCGCGAAUAUGGGCACAGCCGUGUCCAAAAGGAAGACGCUCAGGAACGAGGCCAUGUCGUCCGUAGCGGCCAAAGUGAGAGCGGCGAGGGCUUUUGGAGAAUACCUUUCACAAAACCAUCCUGAAGGCAGAAACGGCUCAGAUCACCUGCUAGCAGACUCCUACAUCGGGCAGGAGGACUCCCCUGAGAUGCAGCAGGCGGCCCAGAACAAGCGCCGACUCUCGGUCAUCUCGGAUGGCAAAUUCGAGAGGAGCUUCACCGAGGAGCAGGCGGAGAAGAUGCCGAGCGAGGGCCCCAAGCCACGGGUGUACACCAUCUCCGGCGAGAGGCCCAUGCUGUCGGAGCACGAGAAYGACAGCAUGGAGCUGGUGGUGAUGAAGGGGGCCACCCACGAGGAGUGCCACCACGGCCACCACGCGCACGGUGCCGGCGGCUCACAYGGCGGCCGCCACUGCAAGGCCUGGCCAGGCGGCCGCCAGGGCUCCAAGGAGUGYCCCAACUGCACCAGGCUGGCUGCACCUUCCCAGCAGUCCAUUGAGCUGGAGCAGCACCCGCCUGGYGAGGCUGGGUGGCACAGGAAAAGGCUGGAGAGGAUGUACAGUGUCGAUCGAGUGUCUGAUGAUGUCCCCAUACGAACCUGGUUCCCAAAGGAGAACCUCUUCAGUUUUCACACUGCUACUACAACUAUGCAAGCGGCAUUCAGGGGCUACGCAGAGAGGAAGAGACGGAAACGAGAGAAUGAUUCUGCAGCUCUUAUCCAGAGGAAUUUUCGGAAGCACCUCCGCAUGGUGGGGAGCCGAAGGGUUAAAGCACAAACAUUUGCCGAACGGCGUGAGAGGAGCUUCAGCAGGUCCUGGAGUGACCCGACUCCCAUCAAAGCUGAUUCCUUCCAUGACUCUCGAGAAAGCCAUGACCUUCAGGAUUCCUGCGGGACUCUGGAUGGUGACUUUGACUUGAACUGGGAAGCAGAAAAGGAACUUGAAGCCAUGGCGUGUGACGGAGAAGACUUUAUUCCACCAAAAAUAAUGCUCAUUUCUUCCAAGGUGCCCAAAGCAGAGUAUGUCCCAACCAUUAUCCGCAGGGACGACCCCUCCAUCAUCCCCAUCCUCUAUGACCAUGAACAUGCCACCUUCGAUGACAUUCUGGAGGAAAUAGAGAAGAAACUUAACAUUUAUCGGAAAGGCUGCAAAAUCUGGAAGAUGCUGAUAUUUUGCCAGGGAGGCCCUGGGCACUUGUACUUGUUAAAGAACAAAGUCGCCACUUUCGCMAAAGUGGAGAAGGAGGAAGAUCUGAUCCUCUUCUGGAAGAGGUUGAGCCGGCUGAUGAGUAAAGUCAAUCCUGAACCAAAUAUCAUCCACAUCAUGGGCUGCUAUGUUCUUGGAAACCCCAAUGGGGAGAAGCUAUUUCAGAAUCUGAAAAACUUAAUGAAUCCUUAUAGGGUUGCCUUUGAGUCUCCACUUGAACUAUCAGCUCAAGGUAAGCAAAUGAUUGAGACUUACUUUGACUUCCGCCUUUACCGCCUCUGGAAGACCCGCCAGCACUCCAAACUAUUGGAUUAUGAUGACAUUUUAUGAGCUGGAGAAGCCUUUGCGAGAGGAAGCUCAUCACCAGUGUCCAAGAAGUCAUGCUUUAUUGCAGAGAGACUUUUUUAUUGGCACAGGGAGCCCUUCACAGCCCUACGGGAGGCAGCAGYGCUAAAGGGAGGGAAGGAGGAGCCCUCGGAAGUGUCGGCAGGAAAAGUCUCCUGGGCCAAGAGAGACUGGAGGGAAAGGGGGUGACAGUGACACCUCGCUGGCCUCGGUCCGAGCCGUGGGGCCUCAGGAGGAGCUGUGUGAAACCAGGACAGGAUGGAGUUCCUGGCAGAACUGAGCUGUUUUGGGUCAGAAUGGACCAGAUUUGAUUCCAGGUCCUUUUAAAGACUUUUGAAGCUCAGGUUUUCUUACAAAAAAAAAAAACAAAAACAAAAAACAAACCCAAUUAACCCAUGCACUACCGUGAAGAAGUCACCAGAGCACAGAGGGAGCAGGGUGUUGUCCUGGUGGGACCUUCUGUGCUGGGAGUCUCUGAGACCAAGGACUGCUACACCUACUCCUGCAAGCUUAGAGCAAGAUGAUCCCAUUUCCAUGUGAAUAUAUACUGGGAUAUAGAGUUGAAAUCUUUUUUUUGUUUGUUUGGUUUAAUAGAAAAUAAGUGCAAUUUUUAUAGCGAGGGAGGGGGGGUAAAAUCCCUCCUGAUAUUUAAUUAGCUACAAAUAACACACCAUAACCAAUAGAUGAGGUAUUUUUGGUCUGCUUGAAAAUAUAUUCAGAAUGGUAAUAUAUCUUCUGUAGACAUAUUUAAUCACCAGCAAACAUGGUUUUAACAUCGGUUAGCAGACCCUACAUGUCUGCUGCGUUGGUUUGGUUCGUUCCUUUCAGAGUAGCUGUGCUGCACUAUUUGUACGUGCUCUCACGAAUGUAUAGUUCUCCUCCAAUUAGCCACAACUUCAUGACUUUCUAUUUUGCUGCUUGCAAAACUGUGGGACUUUAGUUUUGCUGAAAUACUUUAGGUUAGAGACACGGCACCUGGCUGGGAAGCCUCUGUCAGGCUCGCUUUGGUAUAAAAAUGAAKUAGAAAUUAAUAGCCAUGGUUAAUGACCUGUUCAUGCCAGUGUUGUGCUGUGUGUUGGGAGAGGAGCUCUGUMCCCAUGUGGGAGCACUGAGGCAUUUGAGGAAAUGCUUCUGGAGGGACACAGCAUGGACUUGGAGCAUGAGUUUGACUCUUCCCUCUGUUCACUUGAUUGCCAGUUGUUUGUGCACAACCCCCCUUUUCCCCUGCUGAAGGACCUGUUUCUUGGUCUGAGCUGCUCAGCCCUUUCCUUUGUAGGACAGAGAAAAACCCCAGCUCUGUCUGAGCAGCCUGAGAGCCCAGGUCUGUACUUGAUAUUUGAUUAUAUAUUUUGGAAUCUAUUUACUUUUUGUUUGGUUAGGUCAAGGGGUGCUUUUUGGUCUUGGGAAUGGGGUUUUUUCACAUUCUACUGUCCUUUCAGAGGAUAAAUAGUACUUAGAGUCUGUCUAGGUAUUGGCAAUUCUGGGAGGUGACACAAGUUAUUUCUUUCACAAGCAAAAGAAGCAACAGGGAAGGAUUACCUUAUUUUCCUGAUUUCCUGGUAUCUAAAAUUGGUUGAUUGUGAAAGAAAAUAUAUGUACAAAUCUUCUUUUAACUACUUACAAAAAGAACCAGGUGUUCUGAUGUGUAGAGUCCUCCUUCCCCUGUGCCAUACCUGUGGUUGUAAUUUUGGGGAGCAGGCCCCUGGCUAGAACUGCUGAACCCUUUACCUUUAGAGCAGUUUUAUAGCAAAACUUUUGAAGAAAUAAUGUACAUACAGUAAGGAGAGGAAUAGGUGGAGAGAGAUGGUUUAAAGGCACUGAAAGCCACACAGACAGGUGUGGGGUGUUGCCUCCCCUGGUUGGGAGCUGCCCUGACCUUGGGAGCUUUGGUGGCCACGUCUCAUCCCUGGACUCAGUCAGGUUUGCCAGACUUGGAGUGAAGGGGAGAACAGGCACCAGUCUGUAGCUUUUGGAAGAAAAUGCCAGAUAUUAAAAAAAAAAAAAAAAAAA
Messenger RNA from Malurus melanocephalus (red-backed fairy wren), 3669 nucleotides. RefSeq names its product NMDA receptor synaptonuclear signaling and neuronal migration factor (gene NSMF). The coding region runs from base 43 to 1644 and encodes 533 amino acids. The transcript has 15 exons. Lineage: Eukaryota; Metazoa; Chordata; Aves; Passeriformes; Maluridae. Gene Ontology annotation, cellular component: cytoplasm; nucleus. The record is from RefSeq and is a predicted model, not a curated record. Gene Ontology annotation, molecular function: protein binding. Gene Ontology annotation, biological process: positive regulation of neuron migration; regulation of neuronal synaptic plasticity.